Messenger RNA from Microbotryum saponariae, 1894 nucleotides. Lineage: Eukaryota; Fungi; Basidiomycota; Microbotryomycetes; Microbotryales; Microbotryaceae. The record is from the annotation of a GenBank genome assembly.
AUGGCACGCGGAAAUCUGACGCCGACGACGGACGGUAUGCAAUCUCGGGGGAUCACUUCGGUAGCGUGGGGUAUCGAUCAAGUACUGGGAGAGGUACAGACACUGGAGCGCCCGUCUCAACUGGCUGCCAUCGACAGCGGGUCGAUCGUGACCGUCGAGGCCGAGACGAUGACGACGAUGACAACACGGACUGCAGCGAUGGAGGCUACACCACCGCCGACAAUCCCGAUCCCUGCCUUUCUCAGUCGAUUGCAGGAGGAUUACGCGCGACAGUUGCGGAGGAGGGCCUAUGGCGAUGAAACGAUGCCGCAAGCUGGCUCGGCGGCGGUCCCCACUUUGACCGCUGCAGCCUCCAAUAGUGUGGUUCCCCGCUCGAACGAUGGCAAAGGCAAAGGCAUAAGCAUGGGGACGGCCAGUGCUCGAUCGGGAACCGCCACCGCCACCUCGAGUACAGGCUCGGCAUCUGCGACCAGUCGAGGAGCAGCUUCGACCUCGUCCCUACCUUCACCCGCGAACGCCUUCUCGUCCUCGUACUCGUACUCUGGCUCAGGGUCGAGCGCGUCGUCGUCGAACGGCAGUUCGGCCGUCUCGGCUUCCGUGUUGGCAAUGCCGCCCCCUCUACUCCCCCUGACGAGUUGCAGCUCGGCGGUAUAUCAUCCUCGUAGCGAACCAUCUCCUCCUCCCCCACCCCCUUCCUUGAUGCCCUCCUACCACCAACCCCUCUCCACUUCGUCCUCCAUCAACGAGCUCCACGCUCCCUUCUCCACAUCAACAACAUCGACCCAACCCAAGCCGACCCCAAACGGGCUAGGUACCCUAACCCCUGCCAUUCCCUCCUCCAUGUCGCACUCGAUCCAUCUCCGUCGCUUGGAGGACGUCUAUUCUCCUCCCAAAGAGAUCGCCCCCGAGGAAGACCUUUUACCUCCCGAAAACUUCGCCAUGGUUUCAUCGUUGAUAUAUCGGAGCUCGUUCCCCAAACGCAAGAAUUUCCCGUUCUUGAGGAGCUUGAGAUUGAAGAGCGUGCUGUGAGUUGGCCUCGCGGCGUUUCGGGGACGGUGGAUUGGAACACUGAGUCGGAGCUGAAUCUUCCCGCUGCAGCACGUUGAUUUUGGAAGAGUACCCAGAGCAGAAUCUGGAGUUUUUGGAGCAGGAAGGGAUAAAGUGAGUCACAGCCAUAGGCGGACGGAAAUGGAUCGGUGACCCAGGUGCUUCCUUCUCCAUCAUUUCGUGAACAGGUUCUAUCAGUUCGGGAUCCCGGGUAACAAGGUGAGCUAUUUGCGAUCGCCGCGUAGACGAGAUACCAGGAUAUGGGUAUUAAUACCUCGCUUCGUUUCUUUCAGGAACCCUUCGUACAAAGUAACUAAACGAACUUUUUAAACUUGGAAAGCCUGUUUUCCCCGAACAACGCCGAAUUGAUUUGUGCGACCUAUUUUCCCUCCUCAGUUCCAGACGAGAAGAUCGCUGCCGCUCUCGCCGUCAUCCUCGACGUGCGAAAUCACCCCAUGCUCAUCCAUUGCAACAAAGGCAAAGUAGGCCGCCACCUUCGGAGCUCCUUCCACGCGGCUCCACCCUAACCUUCUGCCCCUCGUCCCCGCCCCCCACCUAUAGCACCGAACAGGUUGUCUCGUCGGGUGCCUACGCAAGGUCCAACAGUGGUCUCUCACAGCCAUAUUUGACGAAUAUCGAAGGUACUCGUACCCCAAGUCGAGGAGUAUGGACCAGCAAUUCAUCGAAGGAUUCGAUUUGCUGCCCCAAGUUAGUUAUCCUUCAAACGUCGACGGUGGAGGCCUCAGAGAGAGGAAGAUUGAGUUGACUUUCUGUUCUACAGGUGUGGGAAAGCGUGGACGCGAGGUACCUGCCCAGUUGGGCUUUUCCGAGUUCCAGUGGGAUGUAG